UGUAACUUUUGUAUGCUUGUUUACCAACUCGAAAGGAAAAAAAGAACGAUAAUGGAACUAUUACAAAAAUUGUUUAGUAAUGGGGUCUAAAAUUUAAGAAAGAGAAAAGCUUUUUUUAACUUUUAUAAAUUAAUUAUCUAAUUUGAAAGUCAUGGAGUCCUGCAAUAAUGUUGAGAAAGAAAUAGAAAAAGUCUUGACUAAAUUUGGAGCUUUCAAUGAGCAUGUCCGCAGAACGCUGGAUGAACUGAUUGAAUAUGUUCAAAAUCUUCAACAAGAAUACAUUGAAUCAGCUUCAGUGAUGGAGACUAUUACUCCUGCACAAAGCUCCAUUCUUAGCAGAUGUUCAACUAGAGUUAAAGAUGUUGUUACCAGUUUGGCAACUGAGCAUCGUGACCUUCACGGAACUGUUUCAAAAGUUGGAAAAGCUAUUGAUAAAAAUUUCAUAGCAGAUUUUGCUACCACAAGCAAUGAAGAUGUUUUUCAAGGUUCAGAAAAUGCAAAACUUUUAAAUCAAGUUAUUAGUGAACAUUUUCUGAGACAAGGAAUGCUUGAAAUUGCUGAAGAAUUAAUUAAAGAAACUGGUCUACAAAUGGAACAAAAUAAAAGAGAGCCAUUUUCAGAAUUAAACAGGAUAUUAGAUGCAUUGAAACGAAAAGAUCUAAAACCUGCUUUGACGUGGGCUCAAUCAAAUCGUGAGAAGCUCUUGGAGCAAAGCAGCUCUUUAGAAUUCCGACUUCAUAGAUUGCAUUUCAUUGAUUUAUUGCAACAAGGAGUAUUUAAGCAGGAAGAAGCUAUAUCAUAUGCAAGAAAAAACUUUCAGCAUUUAGCUGUGCAACAUGAAAAAGAAAUACAAAUCUUAAUGGGAAGUUUGUUGUAUCUAAAGCAAGGUAUUCAAAACUCACCUUACAGUUAUCUACUGGACCCCAUUCAUUGGGUGGAAAUCUGUGAUAUUUUUACAAGGGAUGCUUGUGCACUCUUAGGAUUAUCAGUAGAAAGUCCUCUAGCUGUUUGUACUAAUGCUGGAUGUAUUGCAUUACCUGCAUUGUUGAACAUUAAGCAAGUUAUGCAGCAGAGAUUGGUAACUGGUGUCUGGAAUACUCGAGAUGAAUUACCUAUCGAAAUUGAUCUUGGUAGAAAAUGUCACUUUCAUUCCAUUUUUGCCUGUCCGAUUUUAAGGCAACAAAGUUCAGAAAACAAUCCACCUAUGAGACUUGUUUGUGGUCAUGUGAUAUCAAGGGAUGCUCUCCACAAAUUAGCAAAUGGAAACAAGUUAAAGUGUCCCUAUUGUCCAGUGGAGCAAAACCCUUCAGAGGCAAAGUUGAUUCAUUUCUAAUAAAAACUAUGUUCUAAAUAAUUUUAUACACGGAAGCUGUCACCAUUCUCCUUUUAAUGUGAUUGUUGAGUUCCUUAUUUUAGAAUUCUCUUGAUGUCAUAAUUCAAGUGAUUCUUGGCUUACAAAACUGUGCAAUUUUGGCUUUGAACUUUUCUCAAUAUUAAAUAUUUUUUUAAUUCUUUAAAUAAAAGAAAAGAGCUCAUGGCUAGUUUUAUUAUACAGAAAAUUGUAGUUUCUUUUGAACGAUAUAAAAAUAAAUAAUUCAUCUUUUUUUUUUUUAAAUAAAUUUUAAAUCUCAGGAAAAACUCUAAACUUAAGGAAGUUGUAAAAUUUUGUUUUGAAACAGUAGUAAAGAAAAUACAUGUGCUUAGAUUUGACCAGUUUUUGUGUUCAUGUCAUAUUUAUCUGAAUAAAAUCUGGUAUUUCGUAAAACUGUGUGUAUUUAUGACAAAAAAUUAAAAAUGUGUACACAGACUUUUUUUUUCUUCUUCUUCGUAUUUUAUAAGCUAGAUUACCAUACAAGACUAGCUAUAAUUUAACCUAGAUAUCAGCACGUGUAUUUUUAAUUUUUUUUUAAGUUUAACUGAGUAAUAAGAUUUGUAUGAAGUUCUAUGUUUGAAGUAUGUUCUAAUAAGAUAUUUUCCAUCAAUUGUAUUAAAAUACUCUUUGCAUCUCUAGCUUUAGGUAUAUUAUAUUUUUCGCAAACUUUUAUUUUGAUGUUUGACAAAGUGUGCAUCUAUAAUGUUUUCUCUUAUCCUCAUUUCAUAAAAUGCUCAUCGUUUUUUUUUAAUUUAUUGAGUAUCUUUAUAAAAUAUAAUUAAUUUAUAAAAUUUUUGUAUUUCACCUUAUUUAAAUUCAUUUUGUCUAAAAUAAUCAAAAUAUUUGGAAAACUUUAUUUACUUUGGAUUUAAAGCAUGCUCUGUUGUCAAAUCACUCGUUUGGUGUAAACCAUAUACUUAAUAAAGAAAAAAAAUAAUAAUUUAUGUUAAUAAUCUUAUUAAUUCCAAAAUUUUUUUUUCAUGAAAUAACCAUGCACAUUAAAUGCGAGUCUUUUUAUGUAAGUUUUUAUAUAAUUAAAGAGCGCAGUGGAAAAAAUAUGUUAAGUACUAAUUUUGAUAAAAUAAGUUUUAAAAAAUGUAGCAACCUCUGGAUGUGAUUUAGAAAACAAAUUUUUCCCCUAAACGCCACCUUAUUAUGACAUGGUAGAUUAAAUGAAUGUUCUGCAUUAAGAACAGACACUACCAUUCAAUACAUUUUAUUGUAUAAAUAUACUUACAAAAUUUCCCUUAACAUAUAUAAGAGUUUUUUGUAUAUUUUCUCUAUCAAAAUUUGGUUUAGAAAUUAUUCCCCCUCCCCACUAAAAAUGGCUUUAUUUCAUGACUUGACUGACUGAAUGUUCUAUUUUUUUACCGAACUGUACCAUAAAAAGUUUGACUGUCCUUUCUUAAGCGUUUAAAUUAUAUUCAUUCUUUGUAGAGAAAAAAAAUUAAGUAAAAAUCUAUAGUAGUAUCAUGAAUUCUAUUUGUUGAAAAUGACAAUCUUCAUGGAUAAUCUUAUAUAAAUGUAUGAAAAGUGUAUAGAUCUUUCUCAGCAAUAAAACUGGGAGAAAUUUCACAUGAUUACUUUAUGAAAAUAUUUUUUUUAUGUAUUCUUAUAUUCUAGAAUGAUAUAAAUCUUGUGAGAUAAUUGGAGUUUUUGUUGCAAAAAGGAAAUAAUUUGGCUUUUUCUAGUUAUAUUCACCAUUUAUUCUUUAAAAAAAAUGAACUCUACUGUAAGUCUUGCUCAUCUGUGACAUAGUAGUAUGUUGCUUUUUCUCUUUUAAUCUUCUACAUUUGUUUCCUUAAUAUGGUUGAAACAAUGGAAUGAAAUUCACUUUAUUUUCAUUCUUGACAAGAAAACGAUAUGUUCUUAACGGAAACGAUAUGUUCGUUGCAUUUAAAAAUAAAAAAAAGUUAUCCUUUGGAUGCAAAACUGUAAUCCGUGUUAUAUAAGCUGCUAGUAUAUUAUUUUUAAAAAAAACUUAUGUUAUGGAAUAUGUUAACAUCACCCUAAUUAUAUCUUUAUUCACAUUUUUUAAUCAAUAUUUUUUUUCUUCAUAACAUAUUAACGAUAACUUAAACCAUUUCUAAGAAUUUUUUUUAAAACUUAAAAUAAAAAAGCAUAAAAUAAACUUCACAUCUCAGUAAUUAAUGCAUUUAUAUCAUCUAAUAAUGCAUCUUUUUGUGCUGCCUUCUGGUGAUAAGAGAGAGAACCACCACCAGGA
This is a messenger RNA of Parasteatoda tepidariorum (common house spider), 3596 nucleotides long. It is a transcript of the gene Sou, whose product is annotated as required for meiotic nuclear division 5 protein souji. Lineage: Eukaryota; Metazoa; Arthropoda; Arachnida; Araneae; Theridiidae. Gene Ontology annotation, biological process: proteasome-mediated ubiquitin-dependent protein catabolic process. Gene Ontology annotation, molecular function: protein binding; ubiquitin protein ligase activity. Gene Ontology annotation, cellular component: cytoplasm; GID complex; nucleus. The record is from RefSeq and is a predicted model, not a curated record.